AUCAGAUGUUUUGGUGUUUGCCAUUUGUAUCCGUUUGCGUUAGCCAGGUGCUACUGUUUUUCAGAACAUUGAUUACUAACAACGUUAACAACAAAUUUAUUUAAGUACAAUGGGUUGUGAUGGUGGAACUAUUCCUAGAAGGGACGAAUUAGUUCGCGUAAAGAAGAAGCCUGAAACUAAAGACAAGGAUUCCGCUCUUGCAUUCCAAUGGCGUUGUUGUGCAAUAACACAGCAAACACUUCAAGAACCGAUUGUCGUCGAUGGCUUAGGCCGCCUCUACAGCAAAGUCUCCCUUAUUGAAGCCCUCCUCAACAAAGAAACAAUGCCUGAAUCAGCAAAACAUAUAAACUUAAAGGAUGUUAAAAAUUUGAAUCUUACACCAAAUCCAGUACAUAAUACUGCUGACAAGAAAGGUGGUGCAACUGAAACAAGCAGUGCACCAUACAUUUGCCCUGUAAUUGGGCUGGAAAUGUCUGGAAAGUUCAGAUUUGUUGCUAUUUGGAGUUGUGGAUGCGUGUUUUCCGAGCGUGCAUUAAAGGAAGUACCAACUAUAACCUGUCACAAAUGCCAGAAAGCAUUUACAACUGACGAUGUUGUCAUUAUUAAUGGAAAUGAAGAGGAUGUGAUAGUGAUGAAGACUAGGAUGGAAUUAAGGCAAGCACAGAAUAAGAAGAAUAAGAAAAAGAUUAAAACUGAACCUGUAGAAGAAACUAUAACUUCAAAUACUACUACAACUACCUCUGUUGAAACAAAGAGUGAGGUUGUAUUAAGAAACAAGGCUGUUGCUAGUGGCAGCAAUGAUAAAAAUGUAAAAGUGCAGCCAUUGUUGCCGUCUAAGCGACUGGGUGCGUUGGUUUCUAAGGUAAAUGACGAGAAAGCUAAAAAGGCGAAGAUGGAUUACAGCGUCGCAAAAGAUCCAAACGCGUCAGAUGUUUAUAAAUCAUUAUUUACCACUCACAAAUCUGAACAGGAACAAGGCAGAGCUCAUUGGAUAACAUAUAAUCCAUUUUAUAAUUAAAAUAAGCUAUUAACAUUUAUGUUUAGUUAGAACUAUACAAACAACAGAAGCACAAAUUUAAGUAGUGUGAUUUUGUAGUUUUUAAAUAAGACUUAUAUUCCUUGAUACCGAAAAACCUUUGUAACAUGACCUUUCAAUGUGUACAAAUAAACAAAUCCAAUAAA
Messenger RNA from Dalotia coriaria, 1182 nucleotides. RefSeq names its product replication termination factor 2. The record is from RefSeq and is a predicted model, not a curated record. Gene Ontology annotation, cellular component: nucleus. Gene Ontology annotation, biological process: mitotic DNA replication termination; site-specific DNA replication termination at RTS1 barrier. Lineage: Eukaryota; Metazoa; Arthropoda; Insecta; Coleoptera; Staphylinidae.